This is a messenger RNA of Triticum aestivum (bread wheat), 1628 nucleotides long. Its product is annotated as BURP domain-containing protein 4. The transcript is spliced from 9 exons. Lineage: Eukaryota; Viridiplantae; Streptophyta; Magnoliopsida; Poales; Poaceae. The record is from RefSeq and is a predicted model, not a curated record. The coding region runs from base 239 to 1306 and encodes 355 amino acids.
UGAAUCCCUAUAUAUAUGUCGUCUCACUCUCACUCACAAACUCACUCCAGCAGGAACGCAGCAACACAGGACGGACGGGGGUCGGGGUGGCGACUACACCACGCACGCGGCGGCUCCUCACGCUCGGGGGCAAGCUCUCCUCGCUGGGAUUCAGAUUCCGCCGCGUGGCCUGCGCUUCGGGCUUCCACAGCAGCUUUCUUACAAAGAUGAGCCUAAUCAGUUUUUUCCUGGACUAAUCAUGGAACAAACUGGGCUGUGCUUUCUCUGUUUUGCCUUCUUGCUCCUUCUGACUUGUGGUGAAUCUUUAGAAGAUAAAGGUUAUGGUGCAAGUGCAUAUGCUGUGCACUGGGACCCCGAUCAUCCACAUUCAGAAGAGAGAGGUUACGGUGCAAGUGCAUAUGCUGUGCAUUGGGACCCCGAUCAUCCACAUUCCGAAGAAAAAGGUUAUGGUGCAAGUGCAUAUGCUGUGCACUGGGACCCCGAUCAUCCGCAUUCCGAAGAGAAUGGUUAUGGUGCAAGUGCAUAUGCUGUGCACUGGGACCCCGAUCAUCCACAGUCCGAAGAAAACGGUUUUGGUACGAGUGCGUAUGCUGUGGACUGGGACCCCGAUCAUCCACAUUCCGCUUCUGAUGUUCCCGAAGCAACGGCAAAACACCAUCAGAUAAAAGUUCAAACUGGCAUGUUGUUCCUGAAGAAAAAUCUGCAUGUUGGCACUGUACUUCCGAAAGGAACCACUUUUUCCCGAGCCGGUGCACCAAAGCCUGUCGAUUCCAUCUCUACUCCGUUGGAGUCGAAGCACUUGCGAACCAUCCUUGCGCAUUUCAAGAUUCAUCAUGGCUCGAUGAAGGCGAAGCAGGUAGCUGAGACCCUUGAGUCAUGCGGCAAACUGGAUGACAAGGAGGAGCCUCACAUGUGCUUCACAUCUCGUGAAGCAAUGGCAAGGUUUGCGACCAAAGCAUUAGGAGCAAUCGGUGCACGAGCAGCCGUUACAAGGAUUCAUGGGCAUGAGACCCCCAACUCCAUGUACGCCGUUGCACAGAUCGCCCAACUCAGCAGCAAUGUGGUGCCAUGCCACCCCAUGGAUUUUCCAUAUGAGGUUUUCUACUGCCAUCGGCCGAAAGAGGUGCAGGCACUGAGGGUGCAACUCAAGGGCUUGAAAGAUGGAAUGCCGCGCGUGACGGCGACAGCCAUGUGCCACAUGAACACAUCUGAUUGGGACGGGCAGUACUUUGAGCUGUUGGGCGGGGAGCGUGGCGAAACCAUUUGCCACUACAUGCCAACAAACUACAUAAUGUUCUACUAUUAGAAUCGUCUGGCACCACCCUGCUGACUACAUCUUUGAAUGGUUCAAAAAAAAAAAAUCAGCUGUGGAGGCCCCUGGGAAAGAGGAAAGACAGCAAGGUGGCACGAGUGAUGCUUUCGACGGAAGCGGCCCUCAGCCUUAUGCUUUACCCUAGUUAUCUCGCUCCUUUGUUAUGAGCUGGUCUGUAAUAAGCACUUAUCACUUGCUCUAGUUGUCAUGUAAAACCCUGUUUGUGAUGUUUUUUUUUCGAAAAGGAGGAAUACCCCGGCCUCUGCAUCUGAACGAUGCAUACGGCCAAUGUAUUAAUUAUUAACACAAGACCUUA